Messenger RNA from Elgaria multicarinata webbii, 3271 nucleotides. It is a transcript of the gene BRMS1L, whose product is annotated as BRMS1 like transcriptional repressor. Lineage: Eukaryota; Metazoa; Chordata; Lepidosauria; Squamata; Anguidae. The record is from RefSeq and is a predicted model, not a curated record. Bases 55 to 1062 code for a protein of 335 amino acids. The transcript is spliced from 10 exons. Gene Ontology annotation, cellular component: Sin3-type complex. Gene Ontology annotation, molecular function: histone deacetylase binding. Gene Ontology annotation, biological process: negative regulation of transcription by RNA polymerase II.
UGCUGUCCCGGUGCCGAGCGGGGUGACGCCGGGCGUCGGCGGAGCGCGGGCGCGAUGCCGGUCCAUUCGCGGGAGAAGAAGGAGAACAACCACGAUGAGAUGGAGGUGGACUACGGGGAGAACGAUGGCAGCAGCUCCGAGGAGGAGGAGUCCGAGAGCUCGUCCGUGUCCGAGGAGGGGGACAGCUCAGAAAUGGAUGAUGAGGACUGUGAAAGAAGAAGAAUGGAGUGUAUAGAUGAAAUGUCCAUUCUUGAAAAACAAUUUACAGACCUCAAAGAUCAACUUUACAAAGAGAGAUUAAGCCAAGUGGAUGCAAAACUACAGGAGGUCAUUGCGGGAAAGGCACCAGAGUACUUGGAACCACUGGCAGCUCUGCAAGAAAACAUGCAAAUCCGAACAAAAGUGGCAGGUAUCUACAGAGAGCUCUGUUUAGAGUCUGUGAAAAACAAAUACGAAUGUGAAAUUCAAGCUUCCCGCCAACAUUGUGAGAGUGAAAAGCUCUUGUUGUAUGACACAGUUCAAAGUGAACUAGAAGAGAAAAUCAGGCGACUUGAAGAAGACCGACAUAGCAUUGACAUUACCUCAGAGUUAUGGAAUGAUGAACUUCAGUCUAGGAAGAAAAGGAAGGAUCCAUUUAGUCCCGAUAAGAAGAAACCCGUUGUUGUAUCUGGCCCCUAUAUAGUGUAUAUGCUACAAGAUCUUGAUAUACUGGAAGAUUGGACAACAAUAAGGAAGGCAAUGGCUACGUUGGGGCCACAUAGAGUGAAAACAGAACGUAAGGACAACUUGCUUAACACUUACUUUAUCCAAGCCCCUGUCAAGUUGGAAAAACACCUGCACAGUGCAAGAUCUGAAGAAGGAAGGCUCUAUUAUAAUGGGGAGUGGUAUGGACGUGGACAAACAAUAAGUAUUGAUAGGAAAGAUGAAUGCCCUACAAGUGCCAUAAUUACAACAAUUAACCACGAUGAAGUGUGGUUUAAGAGGCCUGAUGGAAGCAAAUCCAAACUGUAUAUUUCUCAGCUCCAGAAAGGAAAAUAUUCAAUCAAACAUAAUCACAACUGACCAUUAAACCAGCCAGCCAGUGUUAUCCUGCUUGAAGUGCCAUGAGAUGAAAGAUGUAUUUACUCUGUAUCCUCAUCUAUUUUUGUGGCAGUAUCUGUGUAUUUGUAGUAGUGUAAGUAAUCUUCAUACAGAUGUCUUAGAAUAAGUGACACAUAAUCAUGUUGACCAUGACGUCUUGCUUCUAAUUUGGGUCCAGCACCUAACAUAGAAAAAAAAUCAUUUGGAGAGUCUGGGAACAUCUGACUAAGGCUGCAGUCCUAAAAAGCCAUGUGCAUGUCUAGAAGAAAAGGAUACAUACAGCUACAGGGGGCUCUUAAGUUUUUCUGCAACUGUUUUUAUGGCUGAAUGCACAUGCUAAUUUUAAAAUUGCCUAAUGAGCCACAAGGGAACGGGGAAUGAUGUUGUACAAAGGCACUACCUGGAUGUUUGUUUAGUUCUCCAUCGUAUAGGCCCAUGGGCUUCUAGGAUUGUAGUCUAAAACUAUUUGUGUAAAAUGGGAAUAAAGUGGUAUUUAUCAUUUUUUAAAAAGUAAAAUAGGUCAUGUAACUGUAAAGUUUAUCACUACAUAUAACAACAACUCCUGCUGCAUUUUAGAGAACAUGUCAUGCUUGUCUUGUGAACAUAUGUUAGCUUUCACAGAUAUUACUUUGAUAUAGACAGUUUGUGAAAUUUGCUUAAAUGGACAACUAAAACAAAAACGGAAACCCCAGAUAGUUGUUCUAGCUCUGUUACCCAAGACAAACUGUUACCAGUUUUCUAUUAAUCACAAAAAGCUAGCACCAAGCAAAAUGUUUGCUAGGUAAAAAAAGAAAAAAGGUGCAAAGGAGAUAGCACUAUUUCUACUAGUAUUAAUCCCCCCUCCUAAAAGGGUAAAAGUACCUGUUCUGUAUAUAGUGAAAUAAUAACCAAGUAUUACUGCAUAUUGAUCUAUAGUGAAAUGUACUAGUAGUCAAAUGAAGUGUAAUCCUUAGACAGUGUAUGUUGGGCAAAAAACAUGGUAUUUGCUGCUUCAAAACAUUAGGAAGCUUGUAAGGUUAGCAUCAGGAGUAGGAUCUCUUCAUUUUGCCAUUCAUGUUUGAAGCAUGUGGAAGGGAUUCAGGUUGGGGUGGGGAGAAGGCAUUAGUUGGUGGUUAUGUGCACUUUAAUAUCCAUUCAGAUGAGCCUUCGAAGAAAGACUACAUCUGGUGGAACAGACUGCCAAAAGUGUUUUUUUAAUGUUCUACGUUAGAUUAGUGUUAAAUAUGGAAUAUUUAACAUGCAGUCUCCUGAGUUAGAAUCUCAGUAUGUAAAAAACAAAUCAUUGUAUUUGUGACACUCCCAACCUCAUACCCAGCAAAAAGGUCUAAUGGUGGGCAAGGAUUGGGUAACUUUAUAAUGCAAGCGAUAACCUUUAGAGUGGAGCCUGUUUCACUUGAAAACGGCAACAGGGGGUAGACCCCAGGACAGGUAUAGCAGAAGCAUUUCUGCAUAAAACUGUUGGAGCUGAAGGCAAGUAUUUUUCUGCCUUGUCCUUUUAUCUUGAGCUUAAAAUGCCCUGGAGGGGAAUAGUGCUAAAGCUGGAUUCAGCUACUUUGAUUCUGACAACUUGCUCUCAUUUCAAAUUCUUAACUCUGGUAGUUUUUUCCAACCAGGACGGUUUCAGCUCAGCUGAAACUGUCUCUACUCUGAGAAAGCUUCAUGUGGUUUGGGAUUUUUGGAGUGAAGGGUUAGCAGCAUCUGCCCCUUGCAUGGAUCCACAGGUCAGAAGCACAUCUAUGUAUACAUACACCCUGCACCAAUCUGCAUUACAGGCCAAGUUUGGCUGCAUGUUGUACUGCAUAAAGGGAUCACAGAGUGCCAGCCAUUGUCAUGUGCUCAUGUUGUCCCACUUCAGUAUGGCUGGAAAUAUGACACAUCUGUGUGUCGGGGAAGUGUAGUCUCUUGCUUGCCAAUUUAAUUGGUUCCCGUUAAUAAACUGCUUUCAUGUUUUUGUGGAAAUGUAUUUGCUGAUAUGGGGAAACUAUUUGACCAUUGCCAAAGCCUCUAAAAUACUAGGCUACUGAAAUUAAUCUAGAGCUGUACUCUUGUUACUCUGCAUGUCACACAUAUUAAGCCAAAUGUAUAUAAAGUAAUAAUGACAGGUUGGCUUUUGACAAAACCUACUGUAUGUAUACAGUUUGAUAAAGCUUUUUUGUAAUGAAAUAUUUGUAUUUUUUAACCCAGUGUAUAA